CAUAUCAUAGGAUACUGUCAAAUUGCCAUAUCUCCCCUAAACAGAAACCCAUCGUUCCCACAACAUCCACCAUGCAGCCAAAGCCAACCAUGGCCGCCGCGCCCCAGAUCCGCCCCGCCAUCCGCCACCGCGGCCUCCUCUUCGCAACGGCCGCCGUCGCCGCCCUCGCCGUCAGCUUCCGGUACACUGCCGCCUCGAGGCGGACGAACGAGCAGAACCAGCGCUCCAGCAACCCCCAUUAUGUGAGCGUCGAUCGGAGUGGAGGCGGCAUUUAGUAUGGCGUCACGUACCACU
Molecule: messenger RNA, 294 nt
Organism: Colletotrichum destructivum
Lineage: Eukaryota; Fungi; Ascomycota; Sordariomycetes; Glomerellales; Glomerellaceae
Exons: 2
Coding region: 72-275 (67 amino acids)
Source: RefSeq, a predicted model, not a curated record